This is a messenger RNA of Talpa occidentalis (Iberian mole), 2448 nucleotides long. RefSeq names its product Q-nucleotide N-glycosylase 1 (gene QNG1). Bases 212 to 1237 code for a protein of 341 amino acids. The transcript has 4 exons. Lineage: Eukaryota; Metazoa; Chordata; Mammalia; Eulipotyphla; Talpidae. The record is from RefSeq and is a predicted model, not a curated record.
GUCCACGGCGGGAGGGCGCGGGCGGGAGGUCAGGCCUAGCGGCGCUCUCGGUGUUCUAGGCGGGCAGGACCCUGUGAGGGCCGCUCUCCCACGGAAGGCAGGAGGGGGUGUCGGAGGGGACCCCCUGACGUGCACAGCUCGAAGAAGGAAGAGAGUUUUGACUAGCCCGCGGGCGAAGGCUGCUUCUCCCUGGCUCUGAGAGAAGGGCGGGAUGGACGGGCUCCUAACUCCCCGGGAGUCCGCAAAAUUCAUUGCGGAGAACAGUCGGCAGGUGUUCAUUGAUGGCGGAGGCGUGCGGCGGGUGGCCGAGCUGCUGCUCCCACAGGUGUCGCGCCCGGAGCUGCGCGUGGAGGGCUGGAAGGCCCUGCACGAACUGAACCCCAGGGUGGCCGACGAGGCCGCGAUCAACUGGGUAUUCGUGGUGGACACGCUCAAUUUCUCCUUCUGGUCGGAGCAGGCCGACCACAAAUGUUUAGUGGGGUACGGGGGGAAAACGUACAGUGGCUACUGGUCUCUCUGCGCCGCGGUCAACCGAGCCCUGGACGAAGGCAUACCAAUAACUAGUGCUUCAUACUAUGCCACGGUGACUCUGGAUCAGGUUCGUCAUAUACUCCGUUCUGACACAGACGUUGCCAUGCCUUUGAUAGAGGAGAGGCAUCGGAUUCUCAAUGAAACUGGGAAAAUUCUGCUUGAGAAGUUUGAAGGCUCUUUUCUUAAUUGUGUCCGGAAAAGUGAAAAAAGUGCACAGAAGCUAUUGCACCUGGUAGUUGAAAACUUUCCUUCAUACAGAGAUGUGACUCAUUUUGAGGGGAAAAGAGUUUCCUUUUACAAACGGGCCCAAAUCCUUGUGGCGGAUACAUGGAGUGUAUUAGAGGGAAAAGGAGAUGGCUGCUUUAAGGACAUCUCCAGUAUCACCAUGUUUGCUGACUAUAGAGUACCUCAGAUUCUUGCUCACCUGGGAGCUCUGAAAUACUCUGAGGAACUGCUGGAGAAACUUCACAAAGGGGAAAUGCUCUCCUAUGGAAGUAAGCCAGAGGUGGAAAUCAGAGGGUGCUCACUUUGGUGUGUUGAGCUAAUCCGGGAUUGUCUUCUUGAGCUUAUUGAGAAAAAAGGUGAAAAACCUGGUGAAGAGAUCAAUUCCAUUCUUCUUGAUUAUUACUUAUGGGACUAUGCACGUGAUCAUAGGGAAGAUAUGAAAGAAAUUCCAUUUCAUCGCACACGUUGCAUAUAUUAUUGACCCAAAAUGUAAACUGAUCCAAAGAAAACCCUUUGCAUUUUUUUCAUACAGUAAUUAAUUUUUGUACAGUACUUGAUUUCUCCCCUUAGGUAUAGUUGCCGUAAUUAUCAUACCAUCAUAUCACCCAUGAUCCAUUAUCACAAUCCCUGUGCUCUUCUGUGCCCUGAUUUGGUCCCCCUCCUGUGCUGUUUGCCUGAUAUCUGUGGUCAGCUUGAAAGUUUUGUCUUUUCUCCUGUCCCUUUGUUUGGUUUCUCUAGAUGCAACAUGUAAGUGAAAACAUCUGGUAUUUUCUUUCUUCUUCUGGCUCGCUUCGCUUAGAAUAAUUCUUUCUAGCUCCAUCCAUGUCGCUGCAUAUGGCAUGAGUUUAUCUUUUUUGAUUACUCAUUAGUGUUUCACUGUGUAUAUAUACCACAUCUUGAUCCAGGGCAUUUAUGUUGUUUUCAUAUCUUAGUUAUUGUAAAUUAUGCUGCUGUAAUCAUAGGAGUGCAGGUUUCCUUUCAAAUUAGUGUUUUUUGUAUCUUUUGGGUAUAUUCCUAGGAGUGGAAUCAAUGGAUCAUAUGGUGGAUUCACUUUUAGUGUUCUGAGGAACCUACACACAGUUUUCCUUAGUGGCUGGGCCAAUUUGCAUUCCCACCAACAUUGUAAGAACCUCUCUGCAUUUUUAUAUCACAUAAUCAUUUAUACAGUUUUGCUUUGCUGUUAAGAGGUUACAAGAACAAGAAAAUUUUUGGUGGAACAAGAAAAUUUUGGAGGAACAAGAAAAUAGAUUACUCACACGCAUUUAAAAGUUUUUUUCCCAACAUAUCAUUGUGUAUCUCUAACUUUAUUCUUUGGCUGCUUGUUUACUUUUAACUUGAGUGAUUUAAGUCUCAGAUUACUUAAAAUCAAUCAUGCCUUAUGUGAUUAGCCUUAAGUAUAUUUUAUCCAUUCAGUUGGUAUAUUGCAGGGUGUAGGAAUUUUCUACAUACCUUACUCUUUUAAUAUAAAAGGGGGGGGGCAAGGCUUUUAUUAUAUGAAUGCUGUUACUUUUGUAAAAAUCAUGACAACUUGCUUUAAAUUUUUUAUUAGUAGUGAUAGUUUCAUACAUGAUGAUUUUCAAUUUAGGGUAUCUGUUUAGUGCUUAUUUUUCAGAGUAACUACAAUGAAAUUGAAUAAAUUAAAAACCUUUCUUAAACUUGAGUGGAUUAUUUAAUUAAAACAAUGUACCAAUA